GAGAGGCCAAGUUCACACUGCAGAUUGACAGACCUUUUGCAGUGAGCCCUGAUAUUGGCACCCUGGGUGUUAAUGACAGUAUGCAGGUUACUGUGGAAUUCACACCUGAAAAUGUUGGUGACAUCACAACCGAUCUUGUUCUGCACUACGAUACAGGUGAAGAUAUCUACAUAGCUCUGUACGGAGCUGCCCAGGACUGCAAUGUGAGACUGGACAAGAACUCGAUCCGGAUAGAAAACACAUACAUCUCGAUGGCCAACGAGAGAACGGUCACCAUCCAGAACCGGUCGGAUGUGAUUGCUCAUUUCCGCUGGACACAGUACGCCACUCGGGAGGAGGAGGAACAGCAGAAGUUUCUGAAGCAACUGGACCUGGAGAAGGAGGAGCGAGAUGACACUGACCGAUUCCUGGAUGAGUGCAUCGCCGACCCGACACUCCGAGACAAACUCUCCAUCCUCGGACGAACUUUCAAGAACAGGCAGAAGUUUGUUGAAAAUGACAAACUGCUGUUCAAUGAUGAAGUCAUAAAGAUUGAUCCGAUUGAUGGAGACAUUUGGCCAAACUCGACCUUCGACGUGAGCAUUGUAUUUAAACCAAGGGAGGCUCAGAUAUACACACAGACGGCCUACUGUGACAUAACCGGACGAGAGAGUCGCUUACCACUGCGUAUCCGUGGAGAUGGACAAGGACCAAACGUUGAGUUUUCCUUCGACACCCUCAAGAUGAGCAACAUUUUCAUAGGCUCUGUGCACAUGUAUGAGGUUGUACUGUCAAACAAGGGAAACAUUGACGCCAUUUUCAGCGUCAUUCCAAGGACGUCAAUAUUUGGACCGUGUUUCCAGUUCAAUCCCGCUGAAGGGAUUGUCAUGCCGGGAGGCUACCAAGCGAUACAGAUCAUCUUCAAGAGUCCAUACCUCGGAGAUUUCUCUGAAGAAUUUUCCUUCCAAGUUGAUGGCUCACCACAGCAGCUUACCAUCACGUUCGUUGGAUCAGUGAUUGGUCCAACCUUCCAGUUUAAUGUCCCAAAGCUGAAGUUUGGAACAAUUUCCUAUGGUUUUCUGAAUACCCAGACAUGUACUUUGUUGAAUACAUCGCUGGUACCGAUGACGUUUCGUCUGCGGAUUCCCACAGACGGUGUCGUAGAAAGUAUUUGCUGCACCACUGAUCUGAAUGGAGAGGAGCCUGAGCGGAAUUCCAGUGCGCGAGUUGGACCUCCGAGAGAGUUUGAGAUUAUUCCUGUGACGGAGACGCUCCUGGCACAGAGCGAGAUGAAGAUCACUGUGAACUUUGUGUCAAACACGAUCAAGAAAUACGACGUCGCACUUGUGGUUGAUGUCGACAAGGUCGGGGAAGAAGUUUUGUCUUUGCCCCUUUCAGCCAGAUGUGUCGUGCCAGCCGUCACUGUGCUGAGUCCUAUCCUGGACUAUGGCCGCUGUUUCCUCCGCCACCCGUACGAACACAGCAUCAGACUGCACAAUGACACCGAUCUGCCAGCCAAAUACGAGAUAGUGCCUCAAGAAAGCCUGGGGGUUGAUAACCCCCCAAUACUCUAUCACAGCCCAGUGCCAAAAGGAGUGAUCGCCCCUCAUGAUGUGUAUGAUGUGGCCCUGCUGAUCGAGGCCCAGGUUUUAGAGGAACUAGAUAUUUCUGUCUACGUUCACAUCUUCGGCUCUCCUGACCCACCAAUGCCUGUGCAUGUGACGUGUGUGGGUGAGGGACCUGUGGUUCACAUCCUGCCCCUGGAACUCGACUGGGGGCUUGUGCCUGUUCUCACAGAUAUACCAAAGAAAAUAUUGCUUGCCAAUGAAUCCCUCAUCUCUGCCAAGUUCACAGCAAACAUGGUUCGCCCGAACACAGUGUUUCAAAUAGAGCCGACAGAAGGAGAAAUUGGUCCCGAGGAAACGAUGACAGUGACAGUCAUUGCACACCUUGAUGAUUGUGUCAGGUUUCAAGACAAACUUCAAAUCAACUUCAUUGAGAGCCAGGCACGAUUCAUUCCACUGACAGCAUACGGGCAAGGUACCACAGUCCUCUCUGAUCCUCCGAUGACACCAAAACUAGAUCUGGGACCCAACUUCAGUAAUCGUCCGUUGAAGAAGACGUUCAAACUGACAAACAGCGGCCGACGUCACCAACAGCUGGUCUGGAGUACUGACGGCUUUCAGAUCAGCAAGGCCAAGAAGGAAAUGGCUUCCUACAACUCAAAGGAUAUGAAGUUCAAGAAUCAUCCGCCACCCUCCGAGCCACUGAUGCCUGUUUUCAAGCUGAAUCCUAACAGAAUGGAUCUGCCUCCUGGCCAGAGUGUCGAGAUGAAUAUUGAAGGAUGCGUUGAUUCACCUCAGUAUGUCCAAGAGCGCCUGCUGUGUCACGCGAUCAUCGGACGCCAGGGUGGCAAGGAGCUGAUCAUGAAGGUGGAUGUGUCCACCAACUUCAUCACUCCACUACUGGAGUUCUCAACGAAAAGCGUUUUCUUCAGAGUCGACAAGCUUCCUGGCACUUCUCUAGAGCUGCUGACCAAAGAACUGACCAUGAGCAACAUGUCCAGUCUGCCACUGACCACAGCACUCAAGUUGGAGAAACCCUUUCAGAUCAUUCUUGACGAUGGCACAGAAGUCUUAGAAACGGAGGUGACGCUGGAUGUGCGAACCUCGUACAUCCUGAAGAUCCGGUUUGACCCAGCCUAUAAAGAUGAUUCCCACAUCCGGACUGUUGAUGAAGUUUUACACAUCACCUACAAAGAACAUCCUCAUGUGGAUUAUGUUGCUCUGAGAGGCGAGGUCUACUUUCCAAAUCUGGCCUUUGAAAAGUCCACUGUGAACUUUGGCUGUAUCUUGAACGACACAGAAGUGACUCGGUAUGUGAACGUCACCAACAACAGCCCCAUGGAGGUGAAGUACCGGUGGUCAUUCCUGAUUGACGACCAGCCGUGCACGGUUAUCAACCGACCCCCCGAGAAGCCGUUCCUCGAAAUGAUCAUGGAGGAAAACAAAGAAGUGGCUGAUCCAACUGACCAGGUGGAGAUAACUGUGGAGAGCUUUGAAGGAGGAGCCGGUUCAGACAAUGAGGAAGAUGAGCUGAAGGAGGCUGAUAAUGAGAAUAUUGAUGAGGACAAGGAUGAUGAUAUUAAAGAAGGGGAGACAAUCGAUGAUAACAUCAUGAAGGAGGAAGAAGAUAUUUCUGAUGAAGAAUUAGAGAAGGGUCAGCUUGACAUUGAGCAGGAGAAGUCGAAGGAUGACAUGAAGGAGGACCGAGAGGAUGAGAUCGCGCGACUCGCAUUGAGUCGUCUGUCGUACCGGGCGGAGGACGACGCACUCAAGUCGAACCGAGCCUUGUCAGCGCUCCUUGAGCGAGACCUCGAGAUGGUCUCACCCAUUGGCAUUGAAGAGGUGUUUGAUAUCUUGCCUCUAUAUGGAACUUUACAACCUGGUGACACACAACAGAUCACCUUGACCUUUUAUGGUCAUGCUGACAUCUGGGGUCAGGUAAAGGCCAUUUGUGAGGUGGAAGGGGGACCGACGUACGAGCUCGUACUGAAAGGCGAAGCCUCGCUUGUAGAGUACACGUUUGAUACGAGAAACAUUGACUUUGGACAGCAGAUGUAUGAUCAGGUAGCCUCAUCCGAGAUCACACUGAUAAAUACAGGAAAGGUUGGAUUUUCAUUCAGCUCCAUCAACAUGGAUCCAUCACUUGCCAAACAUCCUCCUCCGGGAAUCCCUGUGAUGGUGCCACACUCGGGCUACAUUGAACCGCUGAGUGAACAAGUCCUGACCGUCAAGUUCCUGGCAGCAGUUCCAGAAAAGUUCCACAAGAAUUUCCUCAUUCAAGUGGCCCACUUUGAGCCAGACACCAUCAACCUGUACGGGGAGGGGAUGUUCCCGAGACUGUCCCUCGACCUACCCCGCCUCGUCGACGAUGGCGGACAUUACAACAGUCUGUUGAAGGAAGCCAGGGAGUCCCUGACGAGGAAUGUCAACAAGCUGUCCAGCCAUGAAUGUCAUACAACACAUGAUCACAUGAUGCAGCCUGAAGCAAUUCCAUCCGACCUUGAGCUGCAGAUGGAAAUUGAGCGGUUGGCCGUGCGAGACUUUGCCCUGGAGGUGCAGCAUGAAACAGCACGCCUAGAGGCUGAUAACAUGCCCAACAGUAACGAGAGUCGGCAGACACAAACCUCCAUUGACUCUAAGCGGAGCAAAAAGAAACACAAGCUCAAACCUCGAUUACCAGAAUAUGUUCUUGACUUUGGUUACGUUGUUCUGGGUACUGUGAGGACACAUGUGGUCCACGCCACAAACACCGGCCCGUUUCCUGUGUCAUUCCAAGUUGAACAUGAAAACAUUCGUAACUAUGGGUUUCACGUGGAGCUGGACAGAGUGAGGGAUUUACCAGGGGCUCCCGAUCAUGAGACUGUUGACUUUGUGGUCAGUUUUGACCCUCGGGGAGCAAAUCUUCCACUGGGAGCAGUAGAGACUGUUGUUCAUAUUAAGAUUGUGAAUGGGCCGGCCGUCUGCAUCAACCUGAAGGCCAACGUCACGAUGCCCGACAUGGAGAUCUCCGACGACGUGUUGAUGUUUAACGAGGUGCGCUGCGGGGAGUGCAAGGUGGUCACUGUGCAGCUACACAACCACCAACAUGUGCCUUGUGAGUGGAACUCACUGCCGCUCGACAAGGACCGCAAAAAUGCUGACCGACAUGUUCCAAUGCACCUGCGUCGAAAGUUACGUCAGGAGAAAAAGAAGCCACUGCACUUUGAAAUGAUGCCACCGACAGGAAUGCUGAUGCCUGGACAAAGGACCAAUGUCCAGGUCAAGUUCAUGCCAACUGAGGAGAAAUUUUAUGAGCACCGGAUUUCAGUUCGGAUUGCUCAGAGCAGUCAGCGGAUUUUGUUACUGUGUCGAGGUCAAGGCCUCGAGCCCCGUCUUGAGUUUGAGCAGAGUCUUGUUGAGUUUGGACCAAUUCUUCCACAUAGCAGUGGUGAUGAACAGGAUAUUGUGGUGAAGAACCCAUGCAGCUUUCCCAUCGAAGUCUACAACCUCGAGUUUGACACAAAUUAUCUAGAAGAAGAAAAGGUACUGCGGCUGAUGAAGGGUUAUGAUGAAUACAACACGAUACUCCUCCCUCCCCGCCCUCCAGGAGACAAACUUCCCACAGAACUGUUGGACUAUUAUGAAGAACAAAUGAAGAAGCUGGAGGAAGAGGAGGCUCGAGAGCGUGAGGCGGAGGAGGCAGCCAUGUCGACAAGAAACGAGCAAGAGGGAGCUGACAAGGAAGGAGAAGGUGAUGAUGAAACAAAUCGAGAUGCUGAAUCAGAAUUAAAGACAGAUGCUACCCCUGUUGUCAUGACGACAGCUCCAUCACAAGUCGACACACCCAGAGAACUACUGGUUAAAGAUACUUCCUUUGAUGAUGAUAAAUUAUCAUUAGAUGACAAAAAGGAACGGGCCAGCAGUACUGGGGUUGGUGAGCUAGAGAUUACACCUGUGUCUGCAGCCAUUGCCCGCCAUCUUGGAAUAGACCUCACUCCAGAGGGAAAAGCAGCUCGCAACAGACGUGGAAUUGCUGUCAUUGUACAUGGUGCCCCCAUGUCGGGUAAGACUAGCACAGCUGUAAAACUUGCCAAAACAUUCAAAGCAGCUAUUCUAACUGUUGAUGGGGUUGUCAUGGAGUCGAUAUCCAACGGAAACACUCCUGCUGGUAAGAAAGCACGUGAACUUUGUUCUGAGGCCGCGAGGAGAGCUGAAGAGCUGAAGGGAUUAGACGGGGAGGAAGGAGAGAAGAAACUCGCUGGAGGACUCAGCGUGGAGGCGGUGACAGCGCACACUCAGGGAGUUGGUACUGGAGCACAGGCUACUAACCGCAAGACAAGCACCAUCACAGACUCGAAGACAAAAGACAAACAUCAUGGUGGAAGCAUUCUUGGAGCAAAGACGGUCGUAAACACAUCGUCCAUCGAGGGCGGGACAGGAAGUCAGGUCCCGAGCAGCCCUCCACCGCUAGCUGCCCCUGUGGCUCGCCGACUCAGCAUCAGUGCCAGUGUGACCGGGGAGGAUGGACUGAUGAGUUGCUUGCUGCCUGAAGAGCUCCUUGUGGAAAUCCUAGCUGAGAGAAUGCAACUUGACGACUGUCACCGUGGUGUUGUGUUUGAUGGACUGGAGACUCUCUUCUCCAUGAACGUGCUCACCACUGCCAAUGCCAUUCUGAAGUCAUUCAACAACCGGCGCUUCAUCUUCUUCGUCACCCUCAAACUCGACUACAACAUCCUGAAAGAGCAGGAGAAGAAAGAAUUGGAGGAGAAAGAGCGACUUGCCAAGCUGGCCGAGGAGGAGGAGAGACGCAGACUGGAGGAAAUGUCUGAAGAUGAGUACGAUGCUCUCAGCGAGGAAGAGAAGGCGCACGUCGACAAGAAACGACUCGAGAUCAAGAAACUCAGAAUUAAAAAAGAGCUUGAAGAAAAAGCUGAAAGGGAGAGAAGAGAGCGAGAACAAAGAGAAGAGGAAGCAAAGAGACAAGAAGAGGAAGCGAAGAACAAGAAGAACAAGCGAGGUAAGGGAGGACAGCAGGACAGUAAAGAAAAGGACAAGAAGGGAGCGCCGACUGGACGUGGGACGGCUCAGCCCGGGGCAGAACGCGUCGGUCAGAAGUCUCAGGGGGGACCACGGCAACACGACAGUGAACAUACGGGCAAGGCCGGCUCCAGCAGUGAACGCCCCGAGUCUCACCACACGGAGAAAAGUGACACGUUCAUCGAGGAUGUCAAAAGAAAGAAAAGCACCAAAGACAUAAAACCAGGCAAACUGAAGGAUGGGGAGCUGCAACCUGGGUCUGGACAGCCUGAGGAACAGGCCCGGGAUCCCGCUAAAGAGGCAGAGCUGCUUCUGAUGCAGCGGUUCCGGACAUUCGAACAUCUACAGAACGACCUGUGUUAUCUGCUCGAAUUCUGGGACAGGACGUCUCUGCAGGUUAGACGGCCGGUGACCCCUUCAGAGAAAUCUGAUGAGGAUGGGGCACAGCAUCCACCUUCGGGGAAGAAAGGAAAGGGCAAAGAAAAACAUGACAAGGAAAAAGAGAAAGAAAAAGAGAAACAGAGGCAGCUGGAAAAAGAAAUGGCAGAAAAGGCUGCAAAAGAGGCGGCCAUGGCUGCUGCCAUGCAGGGUGAGGAAGGGGAGAGCACUGAUGCAGAGUAUAAGGAGAAGAAGGAAGAUGACGGGAUCGGAAUUCCACACCUCAUUAUUGACUGUGCAGACAAAACCAUUGACCCGGGGGAGAAGAUUUUCAACACUGAACGGCUGCCCUCGGUGGAACAGGUGAUGGACGGUCUUGGACUUGGUCCACAUGGUCCUCCCAUUCCGCCACCAGCUGAGUUUGCUGUCGUCCCAUAUCCCGUUAAAAGACGAGCACCACCUAUCUCAGAGUUUGGAGGAAGAUACUUGUUUGUGGCCUCAUCACUAGAUGACCCAAAUAUUGGGAUCGAUGAGAAGUUUAAGGAUGAAAAUAUGGACGAAGAGAAAUCUGUUACCCCAGACAACAAGAAAGAUGACCACCCGACCCCGACGAAGGUCAAAGGUAAAGGGUCAGACAAACAAAAGGCUGUGCCUUCGGACAAGGAGAGGAAGCGCAGUGCUGACCGCAAGAAGACUCUGGGUCGGCGCGGAUCGGCACAAGUCCCGUCCCCACCCCCGGGGGUCAUAACACCAACUUCGGAUGUCGAUGUAAUGAGACUGUCGAUAUUCCGGUGGAUCGUCCCGGCUAAUGGCGAGGUUCUUCUCCGGCUGAGGUUCCAGUCGGAAGAACUGGGACAGUUUGAUCAGACGCUGAACUUUGAGAUCGUCGGCACCAGGCGGCGCUACCAGCUCUACUGUCGUGGAGUGUGCGCCUUCCCAUCAAUCAGCAGAGAACCCAGGAUUGUGUUUCCCCAACGCAAGAAGAACAAGAAGGAUGAUGAGAUUGUGCACAAGAAGUACAUCCUUAUGACGGAGACCUUUGAGUUCGGACCGUUACUCGCUGCCAAGUCCAGAGAAAGGUACCGAGAAGGCCGAUACCCUGAGAACAUGCAACAGAUAACAAUCCUGAACACGUCUCCCAUGGAGGCAGACGUCAGCUUCUGUUUCCUGACGGACAGCAAGGCGGACACCUACCUGCUGGAGCCGUCCGGCAUGGUGCUGAAACCAGGCGACAUGGAGACGCUGACCGUGUGGGCGUACCCCAAGAGUCCCGGCCGCUACAUCGAUGCAAUCGUGUGCUGCGUGAGGGAGAACCCCGAGCCCAUCAUCUUCAACGUGGCGUGUGACGCGUUCAGGCCGUCACUGGAGCUCGACAAGAAACAGUUGCAUUUUGAUAGAGUGUUGCUACACAGGAAGGACACGAAGACCAUCUUCCUGAGAAACAGUACAAUGCUGCCGGUUGCUUGGAAACUGGACGGCUUGGAGAGUCUCGGGGAUGAUUUCUCCGUGGCGGCAGAUUCCGGGGUGGUGGAACCCAAGUCGGAGUACGCUCUCCACGCUUACUUCCGCGCCAUGAAGACCGUACAGACCAGCAGGAAGGUGAUCAAACUGCAGAUUUUUGAUGCUGAUAACAUCAUAGGUCUGAUUGAUCAAGAACCCAUCCAAGUUAUUGCAGAAGCUUAUGAUGUUGCUCUUGACAUGAGCUUUCCAAAAGGUGCCGAUGGAGGACUUGAUUUUGGAACAAUUCGAGUAUCUGAGGAAACGAAACAGACAUGUACUCUGAAAAACAAAGGCAAAUAUGAGAUUGCUUAUUGCUUCCUGUUUGAGAAUGCCGACCCGUCUAACCCUGACGUGACCAGUCUGUUCUCGGUGAUCCCUCAGAAGGGUUCCCUGAACCCGCUAGACCGACCCACCCAGGUGCAGGUGAUCUUCAAAUCCCAGAAAGAGAUCACUGUCAAGGAGCAGCCCAUCCUCAAGUGUCAGGUUAUUGAGCCUGUUCUCGGGGAAGGGGGAGAAGUCAUUGCAAGCAUCCCUGUGAAGGUGUCCAUUAAAGCAGUGUUCAGCAAGUACAAUAUACUGCCAACGAAUGACAUCAACUUCGGCUCACUGUUGGCUAAUAGCAAGAAGACUCGACAGUUUGUGAUUGAGAACAAGGGAGAGUUCGACUUCAGAUACACCAUCUCCAAGAGGCUGAAGGAAACAAUGCAGCAGGCAGCUAAUGUCCGAUCCACUCGACCGCCUGUGAGGGGAGACAAGCGAAUCAAAUCCCGAGAUGGGUCAAGUUCAGGGCGCUCAGUUGCUAAGCCCAAACGAGCUGAAUCAAUCAGACAAGAUGCAGGCACGGGACAGUCACGUUUGGUACAGGGCAUCUUCACCAUCUUCCCGGCGUUCGGGAUCAUUCUUCCCAACGGCCACCAGACCAUCACAGUUGACUGUGUAGCAGAGCAGCAGCAGGGACACUUUGAAGAGGACCUCUCAGUAGAAAUCACUGACCGUGAACCGACAGAUAAUCGGGGUGGAAUCCCGUACAAGCUGAUCGCUGAGGCGUGCAUACCAUCCAUCAACACCGAGGACAUUGGCUCCAUCUUCGAGGAACACCACGUCUGCAAGAACCUGAGCGUAUGGCAGCACCUGAACCAGAUUGAGAGUGGGGGGAUCUACGGGGAGGAGGAGAGACGCUUCGUCUUCAACAACGUCAUCGUUGGCAGGAAGGCGAAGGCCAGGUUUAAGAUCUCCAACACCAACAAGGUUCCCUGUGACGUCGUCUUCACGCUGAAGCCGAUGACAACGAAGGGGGUUCCGAAAAUGCUGGAUAUAUUCGAAGUGGAGCCUGCACGGGCUCAGAUAGCAAACCACAGUCACACGUACAUCACUGUCACCUUCACACCACCCUCCAUGCAGAGCUUCAGUGCAAUGUUCGAGGCAGCUAUUGAUGGGAUGGGUCAGAAUCAGACUCGGGGCAAGUCGCUCGUGUUCGAGGUAUCGGGAGAAGGCAACUUGCCGAGGAUUACGAUCGGCAAGCCAACCAUUCGAAACAAGAGAGGACAGCCACUGCUGCUGUUCAAACGGAUAUUGAUAGGAAGGUCGCAGUCACUUCCUUUGACCUUGAUGAAUGAUGGAACACUUCCAAGCAAAGUUGAUAUUGACUUGAUUGAUCCAGACAGUGUGUUCAUGCUGAAACCUACAGGAGAGACCAAUAACAUAAUUGGAGACAUUGAUAUGGAUUAUGAAGCAGUGAGAAAGCGGCCUCACACGGCGUCCGUCGUUGUGAAUGUCGGCAGUUGCGCCACAUUCGACGUGGUCUUCAGCCCGAACAUGACUCAGCGGUUCCAGGCACACGUUCGUCUGUCAGUGAUUGACAACCAGUACGAAGACUCCAUCAUCCAGCUGGUUGGCGAGGGUUAUGAGGACGACAUCACCCUCGACAACAUACACAGCAUCAUCAGCAGGGUCGACCUCGAGACUGAAGAAGGAAGCAUGGCUGACGAUGAUGUGGCAGCUGCCAAGACCCAACUUGAUCCGAUUUGGCGACUGCUAUAUCAAUGAGCCGAGGACCUUGACGUUCUCGAUGACGAAUCACUCGAAGACAGACGCUGUGAGGUUCCAGUGGCCGGAGCAUGAACAGCUGAAGUUCUCGCCACAGGUGGGCCAUCUUCACGCGGGCUGCUCCAAGGACUUCUCCAUCACGUUCAGGU
This is a messenger RNA of Gigantopelta aegis, 10633 nucleotides long. RefSeq names its product hydrocephalus-inducing protein homolog. Gene Ontology annotation, cellular component: axoneme. The record is from RefSeq and is a predicted model, not a curated record. Lineage: Eukaryota; Metazoa; Mollusca; Gastropoda; Neomphalida; Peltospiridae. The transcript is spliced from 59 exons. The coding region runs from base 81 to 10484 and encodes 3467 amino acids. Gene Ontology annotation, biological process: cilium movement; axonemal central apparatus assembly.